This is a messenger RNA of Diabrotica balteata, 180 nucleotides long. The record is from the annotation of a GenBank genome assembly. NCBI's taxonomy places the organism in Eukaryota, Metazoa, Arthropoda, Insecta, Coleoptera, Chrysomelidae.
AUGUUAUUUAAUAGAACUGUUUAUUUUGUUUUCAGGUAUGUUAAUGGUCUGUAUACGGAUUAUUACAAAUUUAAAGGUUUGAAUAUCAAGCAAAAAGCUGAACAAUUGAAAGCUUUGCUGAAGGAUUAUGAUUACGAAAAAGUUAUAGAAUUUUUUAGGCCUGGUGAGAAGAACACGUGA